This is a messenger RNA of Suillus subalutaceus, 795 nucleotides long. RefSeq lists its product as uncharacterized. Gene Ontology annotation, biological process: protein phosphorylation; spliceosomal complex assembly; regulation of mRNA processing. The transcript has 5 exons. Gene Ontology annotation, molecular function: ATP binding; protein kinase activity. The coding region runs from base 1 to 795 and encodes 264 amino acids. The record is from RefSeq and is a predicted model, not a curated record. NCBI's taxonomy places the organism in Eukaryota, Fungi, Basidiomycota, Agaricomycetes, Boletales, Suillaceae.
AUGGAACUCAAGCCUGACAAUGUGCUAUUUGACGAAGGAAAUGCCACACAGACCAUUCAGGAGCUUCUUGUCCGAAGUCUUCAGAUUGUCGACACACAAUGGACCAAUAGAAAACCUCCGACGAGAACAAUUAGUGCAUAUGCUUUGCGUGCUCCAGAAGUUAUCCUUGGCGCUAACUAUCAUACCAAAGAUGAUAUAUGUGCGCCCGGCCGUAUGGUGUCAUAUCAUGUAUCCAAUGCGCUUCUCACUGGACGCUGGCUGUUCAACCCUCAAGGAGGCCAGACUUGGUGUAUCGAAGAUCUGGCCAAGAUAGCGGAGCUGAUGGGGAAGGAUUCCUCUGAGAAGAUCCUUGCGAGGUCCCGCAAGCGUGAUGAAUACUUUGACGAGAGCGGUCGGUGCACCUCUCCUCGUGGCGUCCACUUCAUUUCUGUUGAACAUAGUUUGCUCAUAUCCGUAUCAGGGAAAUUACUGCGUAUCGACCAACUAUUCCCGAUGACUCUUGAGAGCGCAAUGAUGAAGUAUGGUCUGACGGAAGCUGCAGCGUUCAACCACGCGUGUUUGUACUUUCCAGAUGAACGAUCUUCAGCCAGUGAUUUGCUUGGACAUCCAUGGCUGGAGUCUACAUAUACGUGCUCGAUAGAGAACGUGCAGAACUGGCUAUUUGAUCCUUCUCGUAUUGAAAAUAGCCCAACAAUGUCGGACUGUUCAAAGGAGGAAGUGUGUGGCUUCAUUGAGCAGUCCGACGUUACUGUUGUUCGCGAAGAAUGCCAGCGGAGUUCACUUCGCCAUUAUUAA